Messenger RNA from Triticum turgidum subsp. durum (durum wheat), 1017 nucleotides. NCBI's taxonomy places the organism in Eukaryota, Viridiplantae, Streptophyta, Magnoliopsida, Poales, Poaceae. The record is from the annotation of a GenBank genome assembly.
AUGUUGGAGACGUAUCAACCACCGGAGGACAUCACUAUAAGAUUGGCCUCUCCUAGUGGUGCUCCCGCCGACGCGUCACCUCUUCCCUACGCCCCGGUGCCUCCCCCGCCGUUGCCGCACCAGGAGGAGGACAAGGCGGCGGAGGACGACAAGGUGGACUACCUGAAUCUCCGCUGCCCUAUUCCCUACGAAGAUGCCCAGCGCGAGGCCUCGAUGACGCUCAAGCCCGACGUGUUCGAGGGCUUUCGCUUCGAUUUCGUCAAGCCGGUCAGCCAGGUCUUGUUUUUGAGCCACAGUGCGUCAAUGGGAUCCAUGGAGGUCCCUUCACAGGGACCUGAAGUGAUUAAAGUCCCCACCUCCCACUAUGAGUUUGGCGCCAACUAUAUUGAUCCCAAGUUGAUGCUCAUCGGUAGGAUCUCGCCCGACGGAAGGCUGAAUGGACGUGUCAAGUACGAUGUCACAGAAAAUCUUUGCGCACAAAUAAAUGCUCAGUUGACAAACGAGCCUGGUUAUUCCCAAGGCAUGUUUAAUUUGGAUUACAAGGGCAAAGAUUUUAGAACCCAAUGUCAAGUCGGGAAUAAUGGCUUCUAUGGAGGGAACUACAUCCAGAGUGUAACGAAGAACCUCUCCCUGGGAACUGAAGGUUUUUGGCUUCAACAACAAAGGAAAUCAGGAGUUGGCUUUCUUGCUAGAUAUGACACGAAGAACAUGGUUGCAACUGGACAAAUUGCAAGCACUGGACUGGUUUCACUGAGUUACGUUCAGAAAGUGUCUAAUAAGGUUUCCCUUGCUACGGAUUUCAUGUACAAUCAUAUGUCAAAGGAUGUAACAGCAAGUGUGGGUUAUGAUUAUAUCAUGAGACAGAGUCGUUUGAGGGGAAAGGUAGAUACCAAUGGCGCAGUUUCUGCUCUUUUGGAGGAGAAAAUCAACCCAUACGCUACCUUGGUUCUUUCUGCAGAGAUUGAUCACUGGAAGAAGGAUAACAAGUUUGGGUUUGGCAUAAGGGUUGGAGAGUAA